AAACAAAUAAUUAUAUACUAGAUAAAUAUCACAAAUUAACAAAAAUUUAAUAAAAAAUACUGAAGUGGUGUGUCAAAGAGAUGAAGUUGCUAUCGCCUUCCGCAACCGCUACUACUUCCCUUCCAUCUUCCGCUUUUCUCCCCUCUCACUCCUAUGGCUUCCAAAAUCUCGCCUCUUCUUCAGCUACUUUCAAAUUCUCCAAGAACAAGGGAAAAUGCAUAAGGAAAGCUGGGAGCACUACUAUCACUGCAAAAUUUGAGUUGAAACCACCACCAUAUCCGUUGAAUGCUUUGGAGCCAAUUAUGAGCCAGGAUACAUUUGAGUACCAUUGGGGGAAGCACCACAGAGCUUAUGUAGAUAACUUGAACAAGCAAAUUGAUGGAACAGAUCUAGAAGGGAAGUCACUAGAGGAAACCAUAGUAUUAGCAUAUAAUAAUGGCGACAUUCUUCCAUCCUUCAACAAUGCAGCACAGGUAUGGAACCAUGACUUCUUUUGGGAGUCCAUGAAACCCGGUGGUGGUGGAAAACCAUCGGGGGAACUUUUAAAACUGAUUGAAAGAGACUUUGGUUCAUUUGAAAAAUUUGUUGAGCAGUUCAAGCUUGCUGCUUCAACACAAUUCGGUUCAGGAUGGGCAUGGCUUGCAUAUAAAGAAAAUAGACUUGACGUUGGAAAUGCAGUAAAUCCUCUUGCAACUGAGGAGGACAAAAAGCUCGUUGUGCUGAAGAGUCCUAAUGCUGUGAACCCCCUUGUUUGGAGCCAUCAUCAUCCACUCCUGACCAUUGAUGUAUGGGAGCAUGCUUACUACCUUGACUAUCAGAACCGGCGCCCUGAUUAUAUAUCAGUGUUCAUGGAUAAGCUUGUAUCUUGGGAAGCAGUCAGCUCUAGACUUGAGAAAGCUAAGGCCAUAAUUGCAGAGAGGGAGAGAGAGGAGGAGAAGAAAAGAAAAGAGGAAGAAGAGAAAUCAACAACCGGCAAAGCUAGGCCUACUCCUGAGAUAUUUGCGGAUACUGAUACUGACUAGAAUACAGAAUGAGUUUUUUUUUUUGGGGUCUAGAGUAGAGUUCAAAAUGGCUUAUAUUUCUUACCAGCUAGGUUUGCUUGUAUACAAGUUCAGUGGCUUCUAGCUGCAAAUUUUGCUGUCAUUAUUCUAAAUUAAUGCAUCUUACAUGCAUAAAUGAUAUGAAAUCUUAUCACCUGGAUUGAAUAA
This is a messenger RNA of Vicia villosa (hairy vetch), 1208 nucleotides long. Its product is annotated as superoxide dismutase [Fe], chloroplastic. Gene Ontology annotation, molecular function: metal ion binding; superoxide dismutase activity. The record is from RefSeq and is a predicted model, not a curated record. The coding region runs from base 81 to 1022 and encodes 313 amino acids. NCBI's taxonomy places the organism in Eukaryota, Viridiplantae, Streptophyta, Magnoliopsida, Fabales, Fabaceae. Gene Ontology annotation, biological process: superoxide metabolic process. The transcript is spliced from 9 exons. Gene Ontology annotation, cellular component: chloroplast nucleoid.